GUAAAUUCAGUUUCGGAUAAGACGCCAUUUCAGACAGCUGUAAACCCAGGCUUACAAGUUUUGUUUCAUUUAUUGGGCUGAAAAUCACAAUUAAAUUAUAGAAGAACACUGGAUCUAAAAUGAGUCACUAUGAGGAGAGAGAGGAGGCAGAUAUUGUUCACUAUCAGAACCAGAGUGCAGCAUCUCCAGAACCCAGCUGUGUGUCUAUAAAGAGUGACAUAUCCAUCAAUCUGCCUCCUUAUCUCAGUGAUGGGUCAAUGACCAUUGACCCCAGUGAUACUAAGAAAAAGGGAUCAGAAUCUCCAGAGCCCAGCUGUGUGUCUAUAAAGAGUGACAUAUCCAUCAAUCUGCCUCCUUAUCUUAGUGAUGGAGCAGUGACCAUUGACCCCAGAUAUGAUCAGACAGGAGACCCGCAGCAGGAUUCUCACCACCCAGUAGAUUAUGAACUACAGAGAAUCAAAGACCAACAUAAAACCAGCAUGAAGAACAAAUAUGAGAGCUUAUUUGAGGGAAUUAACCUACACCAAACCCUGCUGAACAGGAUCUACACACAGCUCUACCUCAUAGAGAGAGAGAGUCAAAGGGUGAAUGAAGAACACGAGGUUUUUCAAAUGGAGAAAACAGCCAGAAAACAACACUCACAAGACAUUCCAAUCUGCUGCAAUGACAUCUUUAAAGCCUCACCUGAACCAGGAUGUGAGGACAAAGACCAAAUCAAGAAUGUUCUUACUAAAGGCAUGGCUGGAAUUGGAAAAACUGUCUCUGUGCAGAAAUUCAUUUUAGACUGGGCCGAGGGAAAGGUCAAUCAAGAUGUAGAUUUUAUGUUUGUGCUUCCAUUUCGAGAGCUGAACUUGAUUAAGGAUCAUCAGUACAGUCUUCACAGACUUCUGCUGGACUUUCAUCCUGAACUUCAAGAUCUGGACUCAAAGAUUUAUGAGGAGUGUAAAGUUGUGUUCAUCUUUGAUGGUCUGGAUGAAAGCAGAAUCACACUGAUAUUUUCAGAUGAGCAGAAAAUUUCUGAUGUGACUGAGACUUCAACAGUGGAUGUGUUAAUAUCCAACCUGAUGAAAGGAGAGCUGCUUCCCUCUGCUCUCAUCUGGAUCACCUCCAGACCAGCAGCAGCCAAUCAGAUCCCCUCCAAAUACAUCAACCGUCUGACUGAAAUUCAGGGAUUCAAUGAGCCUCAGAAGGAGGAAUAUUUCAGGAAGAGAAUCAGUGACCAGCAUCAGGCCAGCAGAAUCAUCUCACACAUCAAAAGAGCAAGAAGCCUCCACAUCAUGUGCCACAUCCCUGUAUUCUGCUGGAUCUCAUCCACUGUGCUUCAGAAGCUCCUGGAAGAAAAUCUGAGAGCAGAAAUCCCUCAAACUCUGACUGAAAUGUACAUCCACUUCCUGCUGAUUCAGAUCAACGUGAGGAAUCAGAAGUAUGAAGACGGAGACAGAGAGACACUCCUGCAGUCCAACAGAAAAGUGAUUGUGAAACUUGCUGAACUGGCUUUCAAACAGCUGAUGAAGGGCAAUGUGAUGUUCUAUGAGGAGGACCUGAGAGAGAGUGGCAUAGAUGUCACUGAUGCCUCGGUUUAUUCUGGGAUUUGCACUGAGAUCUUCAAAGAGGAAUCUGUGAUUCUUCACAGGAAAGUGUACUGCUUCAUACAUUUGAGCUUUCAAGAGUUUCUAGCUGCUUUUUAUGAGUUUUACUGUCACCUGAUGAAGAACUCAGAGUUUUUGGAUGACAAACAUGAUAGUUACACAUCUAAGAAAAACACUUUGUAUGAGCUAUUAACGUCAGCAGUUGAUCAAACCCUUCAGAUUGAAAAUGGACACCUGGAUCUUUUUUUGCGGUUUCUGCUAGGCAUUUCACUGGAGUCCAAUCAGAGACUCUUAGAGGAUCUGCUGACACAAACAGAGAACAGCUCAGAGACCAUCAGAGAAACCACACAGUACAUUAAAGACAGGAUCAAGAGAUUUUACUUAUCAGCUGACAGAUCAAUCCUGCCAUUGAAUGAUUGUUAUAAUCAUCUUUCAGCUGACAGAUCCAUCAACCUGUUUCUCUGUCUACUGGAAGUAAAUGAUCAGACAUUAUAUAGAGAGAUCCAGGUGUUUCUGGAAUCAGACAAAGUCUCAGAUAAUAAACUCUCUGCUGCACAUUGCUCAGCAAUAGCCUACAUGCUUCAGAUGUCAGAAGAGGUGCUAGACAAGUUUGAGCCCAUGAAAUACAACACAACAGAUGAGGGUAGACGGAGGCUGAUACCAGCUGUGAUGAACUACAGAAAAGCUCUACUUGCUGGAUGUCGUCUCUCUGAUCAGUGCUGUGAAAAUUUGUCUUCAGCACUCCAAUCAUCAAACUCCCAUCUGAGAGAGCUGGACCUAAGUAACAAUAACCUGCAGGAUUCAGGAUUGAAAUUGCUCUCUACUGGAUUAAAGAGUUCACAUUGUCAACUGAAAAUAUUGAGACUUGCUGGAUGUGGUCUCUCUCAUUAUCACUGUGAAAGUUUGUCUUCAGCACUCCAAUCAUCAAAUUCUCAUCUGAGAAGUCUGGACCUCAGUAACAAUGACCUGCAAGAUUCAGGAGUGAAACUGCUCUCUGGUGGACUGAAGAGUUUUCAUUGUCAACUAAACAUACUGAGAUUGGCAGGUUGUAGAUUCACUGGUCAGUGUUGUGAAAGUUUGUCUUCAGCUCUACAAUCAUCAAAAUCCUGUCUGAGAGAGCUGGACCUCAGUAACAAUGACCUUCAGGAUUCUGGAGUGAAGCUCCUCUCUGCUGGACUGUCAGACUGUCAACUGAACAUACUGAGAUUGGUCACCUGUAAUCUCACUGGUCAAUGCUGUGAAAGUCUGUCGUCAGCUCUACAAUCAUCAAGCUCCUGUUUGACAGAGCUGGACUUGAGUAACAAUGACCUGCAGGAUUCAGGAGUGAAGCUGCUCUCUGCUGGACUGAAGAGUUUACACUGUCAACUGAACAUAUUAAGAUUGUCUGGCUGUAUGGUGACAGAGGAAGGCUGUCGUUAUAUAUCUUCAGCUCUGAGUUUAAACCCUUCACAUCUGAUAGAGCUGGAUCUGAGCUACAAUCACCCAGGAGAAUCAGGAGUCAAGCUGCUUUCUGAUACACUAAAACAUCCAAACUGCCCACUGGACAAACUCAAUAUGGAUCAUGGAGGAGAAUUCAGGAUUACUGCAGGACUACGCAAAUAUGCCUGUGAUCUUACACUGGAUCCAAACACAGCAAAUACUCAUCUCAUUCUCUCUGAGGAGAACAGAAAGGUGACACGAGUAGUGGAGUAUCAGUCAUAUGCUGUUCAUCCAGACAGAUUUGAUGUGCGUCCUCAGGUUCUGUGUAGAGAGAGUCUGUCUGGGCGCUGUUACUGGGAGGCUGAAUGGAGUGGAUAUGCUGGAAUAUCAAUGACAUAUAAGGGAAUCAGCAGAAAAGGUUGGAGUCGUGAUUGUGAGUUUGGAUAUGAUGAAAAUUCCUGGAGUCUGAUCUGCUCCGAUGACACAUUCAUUGCUUUUCAUAAUUAUAAGCUAAAUGUCAUACGUGUCCCUUCAGAGUUAUCUAAUAGAAUAGGAGUGUAUGUGGACAUGUCAGCUGGCACUCUGUCCUUCUACAGCGUCUCUGACACAAACACACUCAGACACUUACACACGUUUAACAACACAUUCACAGAGUCUCUUUAUGCUGGAUUUGGGUUUGGCUUUUAUCAUUUGAACUCCUCAGUAUCUCUAUAUCAGAUUGAAAAGUCUAGCAACAACAGAUACAGAAACCUUUCACACACACAUGAAUAAAAAAACUCUCACUUUAUAUUACUUUAAUAAUUGCAUUUACACUUAAGUGUGUGUAGUCCUUUUGACCUUCACACAAAAACAGAUUUCUAUCAGAUUAUUACUUCAACAUUAAAAACCAAAAUCGUGCUGAUAAAGGGAACAAAAAAGGAACAUGCUUUUUGUAAAACACUGUUGUAGUUGUUGGAAGAUAAUUAAUUUAACUAAAGUCAAGGGUCAGCUAUCACCAUAAUGAUGACUUCAAAUUAAACAUAUUCAGUAAAACAACAGACUAGCAUUAAAUCUCUCUUAAUUCUCAAUAAGAAAUUUUGGAGAGAAGCUGUUAGAAUGAAUGCAUUACCUUAUUCCUUUUCCAGACCCUUCCAUUGCCCCCUCCGGUAUCCAUGUUCUCUCGCCUAGAUAAGCAGAUUUGUAGAUUCAUCUGGCAAGGGAGGUGUCCCAGAGUCAGGUACAAAACAUUGCAGCUACGUAAAUCUCAAGGAGGCUGGGCGUUGACGAACUUUAAGAACUACUGGAUAGCAUCACAGUUGCGAGCCACAGUAGUUUGGUUGUCCGACACUGUGGGGACUAGGUGGUUAGAAAUUGAAAAAUGUAAUUCCAAUCCUCACUCACUAGCAGCUUUCCCAUUUAAUGAAGAAAAUAAGAUAAGUAUGUAUAAACUGGGAAAAUGGUCAGAGGUUACCUGUUUAGUAUGGAGAGAGGUUCAAAAGAUUUAUAAUCUUCCAAGGGGGAUUUCUUUGUUAACAAAUAUAACACAGCUAAAGAACUUUACUCCCUUGAAAAUGGAUUCUGGCUUCAAAGUAUGUGCCCUAAAGCAAUUGCAAUAUGUCCACCAAUUAUUUAAAGGGGACUCACAUAAAACGUUUGAACAACUUGCUACUGAAUUUGCUCUACCUAGGACUGAUUUUUAUAAGUAUCUCCAAAUUCGAAGUUUCCUUUCCAAAUCCAAAUUGGAAAAUGUUAAAAACUACCCCAUCAGCAAUUGAGACUUUGUGGAUUAAUGUGCAAAAUGGUAACAAGAUCCUUAGACCAAUUAGAUAUAUAUACAGGGCUCUGGAAAUCAUGAAGAAAGACAACACAUAAUAUAUAAAGUUAAAAUGGGAGAAGGAGCUCAAGGUAGUGAUAUCAGACAAGGACUGGGCUGAAAUACAGGUGCUGGUCAUAUAAUUAGAACAUCAUCAAAAAGUUGAUUUAUUUCACUAAUUCCAUUCAAAAAGUGAAACUUGUAUAUUAUAUUCAUUCAUUACACAGUAAUGUUAAGACAGAUUUAAUAAAAAGUAAAAAAAGAGAAGGUACCUCCUACGAAUACUCCUAGUUGCAGCAAAGAAGAAUAUUGCAAUUAAAUGACUUCAGAGAAGGCCACUGACUCUUGAGGAAUGCUUGAUGGAAAAAAUAACAUACAGUUUACAACUCAGAAAGAGUCUGUUUGUUGAACAAUGGAAACCCUUCAUUAAAGAGCUGGGUGAGAUAUGGUUUAAUUUUUUAAACACCUUUUAUAUUUUAUUUAUUUAUUUAUUUUUCUUUUUUAAUAGAUUGGCUGGUUAACUCUUUGUCGUUAUUGAACAUUUUGAUCCCAUCCAAGGCUGUUGUUAUGUGUUUAUUGGUUGUGAUGGUUCCGUUAUAGUGGUGUAUUGUUAUUCCAAAAAAAAAAAAAAAUUCUAUCUUGUCUUUGCUCUGUACUCUUCUUGUCAUUCUGUAAAUUGUAGUUAUGAUGUUGGUUAAUAAAAAAUAAGUAAAAAAAAAAAAUUUGGACAUAUAUGAAAGAAAUAAAGGCAAAGUGGUUUGUAAUAA
Cyprinus carpio (common carp) is the source of this 5567-nucleotide messenger RNA. Its product is annotated as NACHT, LRR and PYD domains-containing protein 12-like. Gene Ontology annotation, molecular function: protein binding. NCBI's taxonomy places the organism in Eukaryota, Metazoa, Chordata, Actinopteri, Cypriniformes, Cyprinidae. The transcript has 11 exons. The record is from RefSeq and is a predicted model, not a curated record. The coding region runs from base 120 to 3779 and encodes 1219 amino acids.